Notolabrus celidotus (New Zealand spotty) is the source of this 580-nucleotide messenger RNA. RefSeq names its product NADH:ubiquinone oxidoreductase subunit A12 (gene ndufa12). Gene Ontology annotation, cellular component: membrane. Gene Ontology annotation, biological process: response to oxidative stress; mitochondrial respiratory chain complex I assembly. The transcript has 4 exons. Lineage: Eukaryota; Metazoa; Chordata; Actinopteri; Labriformes; Labridae. The record is from RefSeq and is a predicted model, not a curated record. Bases 55 to 498 code for a protein of 147 amino acids.
CCGGACUUGUUCCUCUCGCUCACCGGUCCGUCUUCAUAACUCUUCCGUCUAAAGAUGGCGGAGUAUCUGAAUGUAGUCCGAAGGGCUUUGGGACAGAUAGGAGGUCAUGGAGGAGUCCGGGGUCUUCUGGUCCAGUUCUUCAGGGCGAAUGAUGUGAAGACGGGAGCCCUGAUCGGCGUGGAUAAAUAUGGGAACAGAUACUUUGAGGACAGCAAGCACUACUUCUUUGGGCGUCACCGCUGGGUGAUCUACACAACGGCCAUGAACAAUAAGAACACCAUGUGGGAGGUGGACGGCAGCAUGGUCCCAGCUGAGUGGCAUCGCUGGCUGCACUGCAUGACAGACGACCCCCCGACCACACAUCCACCCGUACCCAAGAAGUUCCUUGCUGACGUCCACCAGAUCAACGUGAGCGGCAGCUCCCAGCAGUACGUGCCCUACCCCACCACCAGCAAGAAGAUCCACGAGUGGGUCCCUCCCAAAGCUGGAGCUCAGUGAACUCUGACCUCAUAUUUGUAAAUUAUGUUACCCUGCCGAUGCACCCGACACGCCCUCAAUAAAAUCUCUAUACAAACUUUAA